UUGUGCCAUUCCGUAGUCUACUCUCCAUACCGGGUGGUUGCAAUGGCGGACGUGUCUGAGAGGACACUUCAGGUUUCCGUGCUAGUGGCUUUCGCCUCUGGAGUAGUCCUGGGCUGGCAGGCAAAUCGGCUGCGGAGACGUUACCUGGACUGGAGGAAACGGAGGCUGCAAGACAAACUGGCGACGACUCAGAAGAAGCUGGACCUGGCCUGAGCGCGCGCCGCGGCGCGAGCCCGCCGGGUCCUCACUCCUCAAGUCCCACGCGACCCGGAAUGGCUUUAUCGAAGAUAGAUAUAAAGCACUGGAAAGAAAUCGUUUCUUCUUGCACUUUAUGAAUCUAUUUUUAAAAUAAAAAAAUGUAAAUAUC
Molecule: messenger RNA, 367 nt
Organism: Mesocricetus auratus (golden hamster)
Lineage: Eukaryota; Metazoa; Chordata; Mammalia; Rodentia; Cricetidae
Gene: Mtln
Product: mitoregulin
Exons: 2
Coding region: 43-213 (56 amino acids)
Biological process (GO): positive regulation of mitochondrial membrane potential
Cellular component (GO): mitochondrial inner membrane
Source: RefSeq, a predicted model, not a curated record